This is a messenger RNA of Rhipicephalus microplus (southern cattle tick), 1147 nucleotides long. Its product is annotated as persulfide dioxygenase ETHE1, mitochondrial. Gene Ontology annotation, molecular function: sulfur dioxygenase activity. Gene Ontology annotation, biological process: hydrogen sulfide metabolic process; glutathione metabolic process. Gene Ontology annotation, cellular component: mitochondrion. NCBI's taxonomy places the organism in Eukaryota, Metazoa, Arthropoda, Arachnida, Ixodida, Ixodidae. The record is from RefSeq and is a predicted model, not a curated record.
ACUGAGUGUCACAGCGGCAGAGGAAGACGAAGCUGGACCGUGGCAGAAUAAUCUACAUUGACGCUCGCAUAGGUAUUACCAGCUUGAUGACUUCGAAAUUCUUGCGAGUAGCAAGAAUUGCACCCUUUUGUAGCGGACAUCGAGGAGCAACGAAUCAUUCAUCAAACGUUUCAAGUUUCCCGCGGCUCCUCUCGGUCAGCGCAAGCGCACAAAGUAAAUUUCUCUUCAGACAGCUGUUUGACCAGAAGAGCUGCACCUACAGCUACCUCUUGGCCGACCAGAACACGAAGGAAGCCAUCCUGAUCGACCCGGUACUUGAGCAAGUGGACAGAGACACGAAGCUGAUCAACGAACUUGGUCUUCGCCUUGCCUAUGCAGUGAAUACUCAUGUCCAUGCAGACCACAUAACCGGGUCUGGAAAAUUAAAAGAAAUCAUUCAGAACUGCCGCAGUGUCAUCUCUGCUGCAUCCAAGGCAAAAGCCGAUGAUCACCUUAAUCCUGGAGACAUAUUUGGAGUCGGUUGCAUUAAGCUGGAAGCCAGGGCCACUCCUGGCCAUACCAAUGGCUGCAUGACGUAUGUGUGGCAUGAGCAAAAGAAAGCCUUCACGGGUGAUGCGCUGCUCAUUCGUGGUUGUGGAAGAACAGACUUUCAAGAAGGAAACCCUGAGUGCCUUUAUGACUCGGUACACUCACAGAUUCUCAGCUUGCCAUAUGACUACAACUUGUACCCCGCCCAUGACUACAAAGGUCAGACAACCACCACUGUGGGAGAAGAGCUCAAGCACAAUCCUCGUCUCACCAAGUCCAAGGAGGAAUUUGUUGAUAUCAUGAACAAUCUCAACCUCAGCUAUCCCAAGAUGAUAGACCAGGCCGUUCCUGCCAACAUGGUCUGCGGCCUUCACGAAUUUGCAGAGACAUCAUGAGCCUAUUCAGAGAGCACAGCUGGACAUACACGACUUGCAUUUGCAGGAAGCAUAUUUUUAGGCAUAGGUAAACAUCAAAUAGCACACGGCACUUUGUCCGCAGUAGCGUUAACAUUCCGUAGUAUACAUUUGUUGAAUUCUUCCCAUAAAACUUGAAAUGUAGCAAGCGAGUGAUGCAACAUGCAUUUCAAUCGCAAUAAAGGUAUUUUGUUAAUUGCUCUAUA